Selaginella moellendorffii is the source of this 961-nucleotide messenger RNA. RefSeq lists its product as uncharacterized. The transcript is spliced from 5 exons. NCBI's taxonomy places the organism in Eukaryota, Viridiplantae, Streptophyta, Lycopodiopsida, Selaginellales, Selaginellaceae. The coding region runs from base 15 to 953 and encodes 312 amino acids. The record is from RefSeq and is a predicted model, not a curated record.
UGCUGCUGCCAAGCAUGGUGAUUCUUUCAUUCGUGUUUCUUCUUUCCAUUCUGAAUGCUUGGCUUUCAGCUGGCUCGUUUCGCAAGAGAAGGUACCAGAACGAUCCUCCCUUCACCGCUCGACAAGGAGGAGGAGGAGCUCGCGGCUCGUCGUCCAAGCGGAAGAAAUCCCCGGAUGACGCUGGAAGUGCCGAUGAUAUGUCGCAAGGAUCUCUGGAUAAUAUGAUGAGCAUCGACUUCGAAGCCAAGGCGGCAACGCCAACACCAUCAUCGGCCAGUGGAUCAUCGUCUCCUCGAAAAACAGUAAAACUCAGCAUCAAAUCCUUCACGGUUCCAGAGCUUCUCAUCGACAUGCCAGAGUCUGCAACUGUAGCCAGCCUCAAGAAAGCUGUGCUGGAUGCAACGAUGAACCUGCUGGGUGGUGGCUUGAGAAUUCGUGUUUUCCUCCACGGCAAGAGAGUCCCUGACGAGGAAGCCACACUGGCUCAAGUCGGGCUUUCCGCUCAGGCUGGAAAGAGCGGCUCUCUGGGAUUUAUGUUGGAGCCAGCAUCCUCUUCCAACUCCGAGGAUGCUCUCCUCGCACUCUCUCAAGCCGCCAGCCAGCCAGGAACUUGGCACCCGACUUUGGACGGGAGCUGGGCCGUGGUGGAAGGCCAAGAGAAAAUGGAAGACACUGUGAUUGAGACCGAUGCUCGGCUCGCAUGCUCGCUGGUUUCGGGUGGUGGUGGUGAUGGACAGGCACAGAUAAAUGCCAAAUGGACUGGUACAACAACACACCUGCUUUGUUUAGACGGAUGCCAUAAAAACAAUCUGAGAACAUAUAAAGCAACACGGGUGACAGCGGCUGGGGGUAUGAUCUUUCAUUUACAGCACACAAGAACAAGGAACAAAAGAACGAACAAAAACCAAGAAAGGAUAACAAUUCACAGGCUCUUUUCUUUGUUUCUCUCGUGAGAGUGACG